Messenger RNA from Pseudonaja textilis, 2270 nucleotides. It is a transcript of the gene PLPPR3, whose product is annotated as phospholipid phosphatase related 3. The record is from RefSeq and is a predicted model, not a curated record. Gene Ontology annotation, cellular component: plasma membrane. Gene Ontology annotation, molecular function: phosphatidate phosphatase activity. Lineage: Eukaryota; Metazoa; Chordata; Lepidosauria; Squamata; Elapidae. Gene Ontology annotation, biological process: phospholipid dephosphorylation; signal transduction; phospholipid metabolic process.
AUGAUCUCUGCUAAGGAGAAGGCAAAAGCUCCCAAAGACAGCAUGACGCUUCUUCCCUGCUUCUAUUUUGUUGAGUUGCCCAUUGUCGCUUCCUCCAUUGUGACUCUCUACUUCCUGGAGCUGACAGACCUCUUCAGGCCAGCCAAGGUGGGCUUCCAGUGUUACGACCGAGCCCUUUCCAUGCCCUACGUUGAAAGCAAUGAAGAAAUGAUUCCUUUGCUGAUGCUGCUAAGCUUGGCAUUUGCAGCUCCUGCAGCUUCUAUCAUGGUGGGCGAAGGCAUCGUGUAUUGCUUGCAGUCCAAGACGAAGGGCCGUAGCAACACUGAAGGCAGCAUAAAUGCCGGCGGUUGCAAUUUCAACUCUUUUCUCCGCAGGACAGUCCGGUUUGUCGGUGUCCAUGUGUUUGGCCUCUGUGCCACAGCCCUGGUGACCGAUGUCAUCCAAUUAGCCACAGGAUACCACGCCCCUUUCUUCUUGACCGUCUGUAAGCCCAACUAUACUCUCUUGGCUAUCUCCUGCGAGUCCAACCCUUACAUCACUCAAGAUAUCUGCUCAGGUCAAGACCAGCACGCCAUUCUCUCAGCCAGGAAAACAUUCCCUUCUCAGCACGCCACCCUGUCUGCCUUUGCUGCUGUCUACGUAUCUAUGUAUUUCAACUCUAUAAUCUCAGACAGCACCAAGCUCCUCAAGCCAAUCUUGGUGUUUGGUUUUGCCAUAGCAGCUGGAAUCUGUGGCUUGACGCAGAUCACCCAGUACCGCAGCCACCCUAUUGAUGUUUAUGUGGGCUUCUUGAUUGGUUCUGGCAUUGCUGCUUACCUGGCCUAUCAUGCAGUGGGCAACUUCCGGGCACCAAUAGAAAAGGCUCCGUCUCAUCCUCCUGCCAAGGACGCUCUCCGAGCCCUGACUCAACGUGGCCAUGACUCCGUUUAUCACCAGAACAAGUCGGUCAGCACCGAUGAACUCAACCCCCAGACCCGGCUGGAAGGGAUGAACCGGCAAGUGCCACGUGAGAAAAACUCACUGGGGAGCUUGAAACGGGCCAGUGUUGACGUGGACCUUUUGGCACCCCGGAGCCCUAUGGGCAAAGAAAACAUGGUGACCUUCAGCAACACGUUACCACGGGUCAGCACCCCUUCAAUGGAUGACCCUGCACGCCGCCAUAUGACCAUCCACGUCCCGGUGGACGCCUCCCGGUCUAAACAGCUGAUCACUGAAUGGAAACAGAAAUCCGUGGAAGGCCGUGGAAUGACCUUGGCAGAAGAGGUAGCAAGGCGGGUUGCCUCAGAUUCCUUGGCUGGAGAAGAGGAGGAUCAUAUCCCACCUUCCUUGUACCCCACCGUCCAGGCGCGAACAGCUGAGCGUGCCUCUAUGGGUCCUCGGGUCCUCAUCCAGCCAAGACCCAGGGCCACUCAACUGGUCCACAUCCCUGAGGAAAGUCAAGCUAACGCCGGUGCUAAUAUUUCCCCCAAAAGCAGCUCGGCUGUGAGGGCCAAGUGGAUGAUGAUGGCUGAGAAGGGGGCUGCCCAGCGGGUGGCCAACCCACCACGCCUCAUGCAGGUGAUUGCCAUGUCCAAGCAACCUGGGAUGGUAUCAGUGACACCCAAGCAUUCAGAGACAUCUUCGUCUUCCACCAGUUCUGACUCCUCCCAGUACUGCUCUCCAUCAGAAAGAGAUAGCUCUAGUGUGGUUACCAUCGAUGCCCAUGCCCCUCACCACCCAGUGGUACAUCUGUCUUCUGGAAAUGGCCCUUGGGAAUGGAAGGCCACCCAGAAAGCUUCGGAUAGCCAAGAUACUUACGAGCUCAACGAGAUGAGCAAAGAUUACCAUGGGUUCCGGCCUGCCAAAAGCACUGGAGUCUCACCGGGUUCUUCCGUCAGCGACAUUGAACAGGAGGAGGCCCGUUAUGGCAGUGUGGCCACCAUCAACGUGUCAGUGGGUCUGGGAGGGAGUUCAUCAUUGAUUUCAGCAGAAACCAGCCCAGGAGAAAGCCUUCUGGGGGCCUCCAGCCGGGAAUCCACGCUGCGGAGGAAACCAGCUAGCUUAACGGUGGGGGAAAAAGACGGGCAAGCAGAAGAGAUGGAAAACUAUUAUAAGAAGAUGCAAGCCAACCGGGGAUUUAAGGAAUAAUCCCAUCACCUACCUCUGGUCACUGCUACCUUGGACUAAACUAUGAUUAAAAUUGUGACUUUUUUCAAGCAAGUGUUGGGUUUCAGAUGGUGGGGACUUCAUAAGGAUUAUGUUCAAAAAACAAGGUAAAAUCAUCUGUUUUA